AUGGAAGUAAAUUUAUUGAUAGUGCCACAUUCUCACACAGAUCCAGGCUGGCUCGAAACACUGGAAAUAUACUAUAGAAAUCAAGUCAAGGAGAUACUACACAAUAUUGUGGUUGAACUGUAAUCAGAUGCAAUGAAGAAAUUUACCUGGGCUGAAGUAUGUUUCCUUAAGAUGUACUAUGAUGAGAUUACUGUAAAGCAGCGAAAAGAGCUGUAUAACUUAAUCAUGUCUGGCCAGUUAGAGAUAGUUGGGGGAGGUUGGGUCUAGCAUGAUGAGACCUUAACCUCUUAUCGAUAGCAGAUAGCUUAAAUGGAGACUGGCAUUGACUGGUUGAUACAGACCUUCCCAGGAAUUGAAUCUAAACUCAAGACGAUGUGGCAGAUAGAUUCAUUUGGCAGCUCAGAGUUAACCCCUUUGUUAUUUAACCAAGAAUAAGAGUCAACUCGAGUGCAAUUUGAAAACAUAGUAUUGAACAGAGUGGGUGAUGAAGUGAAGGAUCGCUUUAAGCAAGAGUAAUCCAUGGAUUUCUUAUGGUAGCACAGUCUGAGCUAAAGUUAAGAAACUAAUAAGCUUUUGACUCAUAUAUUGCAUCAUCACUAUGAGACAAAGGAGUAUGAAUUUAUGAAGACGCAUUUACUGAACCCUCAACCAUCUCAGAUAGAUGUGAAAUCAUUCCUUAUAAGAUACGGCAACAGUGUAAUAGUACCCUAUCUUGAAAACCAAAGUCAUGAAAACAUAAUGCUACUGGUUGGAAAUGAUUUCGCCUAUAUGAGCAAGGGAUCAAAGCCAAAUUAAUAAGAUGUGUAGAACUUUAGAAUGAUUGAUAAUAUGAUAACGAUACUUAAUGAGUAUUCUUAACAUUAUCUUGGUUAUAAGGUAAAGGCUAGAUAUGCUACUCCAAGUGAAUACUUCGACUUACUGAAGUCAUAGAUGAAGAAUGGGAGUUUAGAGCUACCUGAAAUAGAAACUGAUUUCUCACUUUAUGAUGAAAAGUUUCAUAAACUGCAUCCAGAUUUUUAAGGCAAAAACAGAGUAGAUUACUGGUCAGGGUAUUAUUCAAACAGGCCUGCAUUGAAGUUCGCCAUCUCUAAGGCCUUCAACUUCUACUUCAAUUCCAUGACCUUCUUAAAUCUAGCUCAAAUGCUCAUAGAUAACCAGCAAGGAAUUAAUCCAUUUGAUAAACUUACCAGUGAGCAAUUAGCUAUAAGCAAGUAUUAAAAUAAAACCACAGUUCCCAAUGAUAAUCCUUAGGUAAGUAAAAAAGUGCAGAAGCCCUUCAAAGGGAACUAGCUCUAGAAGUACUUAGUAGAAUUAGCCUAGAUUGUAAGUAUAGGGACUCAUCAUGACACACUACCGUCUACUUCGAGGGAUAACGUUCAUAUGAGUGAAUUACUGAAGUUCAACUAAGCCAUUGAAGCUUCCAGUGUUUUAGUUUAAAGAUAGUACCUACAUUUAUUUGGAGCAAGUGAGGUUGAAGAGGAUGAGGAAGAAAUUAAGGUCAAAGGUGAGGGUAGAGUAAAGCAGUACAUAGUGUUCAACAAGGAAGGCUAUAGUUAAAACACGGUUCUUAAAUUCAUAACUGAGACCAAAUAUGUUGUUGUAAAGAAAGGUGAUGAAUUCUUGGAAUCUGAUGUUACUAAUACUUUCAUAUGCACUGAUAGAAUGGGCAAGCAAGAUAAACAGUUCAAUCUGAUUUUUAAGGUUUAGCUAUUGCCUCUCAGUGCCACUGUUAUAGAUGUAGUAGAAUAUCAGACUUUAGAAGACUGCCAACAAGUUUCAGCUAAGUGCUCCUCAUUUAUUCAGCCAUAAACUAUAAAGUUAGGAUAAGACCUCUAUAUGGAAAAUUCUCAGGUCAAAUUUGAGUUUAACAAUCAAAACUACAUGGCUUAAAGAAUAGAUCAUAAACUGAAGCAUUAGAGUAUAGAAGCUAAGAUUGACAUUGUAAGAUUCUCAGGUGUUAAUAGUGAAUCUGGAGCUUAUAUUAUGGCACCUGAUUCUAACUACAUUCCUUUAAAGCUUAGCCUACUAGAUGGGUUCUAUGUUAAGGGGAGAUUUUAAGAUUUUCUGGCUACCUUUUAUACUACAGCAUAUAGAGAUACGUGUUUUGCAGUAUAGACAGUGACACUAGAUCGCAAGGGUGAUAAAUAAGAUGUAGCUCAUAUCAAAUUUAAAUCAUUCCCACUUAGUAACGAUGAUGUGUUUAUGAGAAUUAGAACGAAUUUGACAACUUAAUCCUAGCUUUACACUCAUAACUCUUUGUACUACAAGCAAGCAUAUUCAAAUAACAGAUAUGUAUCACCCAGAGAUAUAGGCUCUAAGAUAUACCCCGCUGUUUAUGGAGCCAUACUGAAACAAAAUGAUUAAAUUUUAAGUCUAUUCACAGGUGAGAGAGCCUCAGGAAUAGGGUCUGUUGAAGCAGGAGAGAUAUUAAUGGGAGUUGGCAGAAGGAAUGACUAUGAUGAUGAUAAAGGCUUGCCUGAUGGUGUUACUGAAACCAAUCCAAUAUUCUCUGAAUUUAGUAUGGGCUUGUAUGAUGUUAAUGAAAUAAAUACGAAGGGAUAUAAGCAAAGGCUACAUGAAGAGGCAUAACAGAUGAUGAUAGUUACAACUCAGGAUAAAGUAUAUCAAUUUGAGAAGCGCGAGAUUAGUUUUGGAUAAAUUUAAGAUCAUAACACAGAAAUCAUCUAUGCAAAGUUCAAUAACCAGACCAAUGAAUUCUACAUUAAGACGUUAGAGGUUGACUAUAAUUAAGAUGUCAAUCAAAAUUUUGAACGUUAAUUCAACUCAUCAAUACUUCAAAUUGAGAGAAGCUAAAACAAUAGUGAUCUAAAUAGAUAAGGACUUUAUCAAUUUGAGAAUGGUGAAAUAUCAUAGAGAUUAGAGUAAGACUUUCAUGGCUUGAAAUCUAUCAAGGUGUCUAAUUACAAGAUAGCUCUUGCCAAAUUAUAAACAGAUAGGAAUAAGAGGAAAGAGACUAAACUGAUCCUAGAUGAGGUCAAAGCAUCGAUUUUUUAUAUGGACUAUUGCAUCGAAUAAUAAAAGUACCAAUGUAUAUGA
Messenger RNA from Stylonychia lemnae, 3057 nucleotides. NCBI's taxonomy places the organism in Eukaryota, Ciliophora, Spirotrichea, Sporadotrichida, Oxytrichidae. The record is from the annotation of a GenBank genome assembly.